AUGUUUUAAACCUGGGUCGGAAGAGAGAGGCUACUGUUUAGCCUAGACUAGUCUCGCCUUCUCUGAAUUUAGACUACGUACAUGCUUUGCGUGACGGAAGAGACUAUAUCAAGUGCGUGGUCUAUCCAAAAAAUAUUACUGAGUGGAGUCUGUCUCACUAACGAACAAUUAAGCUACUUUUAGGCUACUGUACUUGAUUGAAGACAAUACUAAAUGGAAGACCAGACUGUAAAGACCUCACCCUCGUGUUAUAUGCUAAAAUAACGCUACUACAGUUUCAAGUAAUUAAUUGCCGAGAACCAAGACUCAAAAAAGCAUGAGUCUACUCGCGCUCUUUGCAGUCUUUUUAGGACUAUUUUUUCCGGUGAAAGCUUCGGACGUUUCCCACAAACCUAGAGUGACAUUGACAGACAAAGAUGUGAGCUUCCUAAGAAUCCACCUGUCUGGGAAUAACAGCCGUAUAGAGCUCUUGCACGGCCCUCAUGACAACAUAGUAUAUGCUACAGGCAGCAUAAACCUGUUCCAGACAAACUUCCACAGUUCUAUGACCUCUACAAUGGGUCCUGUGUUUGGAGAGGGUUGUAGAAGUAAUGAUCCCACAUCACCAGACUGUCACUAUAACAUCACUGUUUUAUGCAAGACUAAAGAUCCAAACCAACUGUUCCUGUGUGGAACCAAUGGACAACAACACACAUUGUGCUGUUACAUGAACCCAUCAGACGACCCGUUUAACUGCACUCGAUCCAAGGCCAUCCAAGACAUUAAACAACACAUAAAUGAAAGAGAGCCAUCGCUCCUCAUUGGUUCUCCUGAGGUAGAGCAGUUCUACACCACUCACUCAGGCACAGAGCGUUCCGUGGGGAUCAACAGGUUCGGGAAGAAGAAGCUAUGGACAGAAAACAGUGGAACAGAACAGAGAUAUGUGAGUUUGGUGGCUAGCGGGCAUAGAGAGGAUCGUCUGCAGGACAGACUAUAUGCUUUCUACAUAGAGAAGAACCGAGACCCGUGUUUGGGCUGUGAUCUCUGGGUUCCCUGGGUUGCUCAAGUCUGCAUGGCUGAUCUUGGAGGGCCCAAGUCUUAUCUGCAGUUCAGGUGGACCUCCAAGCUGAGUGCCAGGCUCUUCUGUGGAGACCAUGACAGCAGGCUGUACUUCACCCAGCUAGUGGACGUGAACACUGUUCUGGCAGAGAGGUGGCAGGAUACCAGGGUCUAUGCACUCUUCAGGAAUGGCUGGGGUAUGAGUGCUGUAUGUGUCUACACCAUAGAAGAUAUUGACCAUAUCUUUAAAACCUCCAACUUCACUGGGCACACGGGGUCCGUUCCAAGCCCACGACCUGGGGAGUGUGUUAAAGACAGUACUAAACUCCCCAUGGAAGUCCUGAAGAUGGUGGACAAGGUUUUAGAGAUGAAGGAGGGGGUCACCAGUGGGCCUCUCCUGGUCACUCACCAGUAUUACCACCACAUCCGCGUGGACAGAGUCCAAGGCAAAGGGAAUGUCCUGUUUCUGUCUCUAGAGAAUGGAGGGAUUCAUAAGGUUCUGGAGAGGGAUGGUCAAGUCUUCGUCAUCGCUGAGUUACAACCUUUUAACUACAGCGCACACAUCCUCAGUAUGAUGUUGCACUCCUCCACGGGGAAGCUGUAUCUGGCCUCCAGCAGAGAGCUGGUUCAGAUUGACCUGGGCAGCUGUGAGCAGUAUGGAGCCCAGUGUGAAGACUGUGUCCUGGCCAGAGACCCUUACUGCGGCUGGGACGGCAAUCACUGCACCACAGCUACAAAUAAGACAAUUCAGGAUGUGGAGAAUGGGAACCAUCAAGUAUGCAGCAACAUAUCCAGAGGAGUUACUGCAAGUAAAGUUUACUUUCCAAGGUCACCAGUUGGCGCUGCAGAUGAAAUCAGAAUUCCUCUAUCUUCAAAGUACUUCCUCAGUUGCCCAACCUUGUCCAGCCACGCUGAGUACAGCUGGAGGCACCAUGGCAACACCACAUCAACACCGUGCAUCUCCACAGGGUCAGAGCACCAGUGUCUCCUGCUAAUAGAGAGCAUGGGCCCUGAGCAGCAGGGAACAUACAGCUGUGUGUCUGAGGAGAGAGGCUACCACAGGACCCUGGUGCAAUACAAGUUACAGCUAGACAGUGGGGCCACAGGCCUGGCCUCUCCCCGCUUGGCUUGUCUGGGUCUGGUACUAACACUGGUCCUGACUUUGCUCUGCUAGAAUCAGCUCUGUGGGUUCUCACCCCAGCCCUAUGGCCUAGCGGACUUGACUUGGACAUGUCUGCACUUGUACUUUGGUCUUCCUUACACCCACGCUACCUCAAGAAUAGUACAUGACAGUCAACAGUCAAGUGACUGAGCCAUUUCCUUUGUUUCUUUCACGAUCAAUUGGUCAAAAAACAGAACGCUGUAGAAGUUGAAGGAACUGCACUUGUGCUAAGUUAAUGAUUUAUCUGGAGGAAUUGGCCUUUAUAUAUUUUAUAAUUAUGCUCUGUUUUCCAAUAUGGAACUUUGCAGAUGUUUCAAAUAUUUUAUGUGACAAUCUGAAUGUAUAGUAUAUUGCUAAAACACUUAAGUUUUAGACAUUUUAGAAAUAUAUAUAUAUUUUCUUAACUUUUAAGUUUCAUGCUAACAGCAUGAUAGUUGUAAAUAUAUACAGUACCAGUUAAAAAUGUGGACAUUACAGGGGUUUUAUUUAUUUGUACUAUUUUCUACAUUGUAGAAUUAUAGUGAAGACAUCAAAACUAUGAAAUAACACAUAUGGAAUCA
This is a messenger RNA of Oncorhynchus mykiss (rainbow trout), 2760 nucleotides long. Its product is annotated as semaphorin-7A. The record is from RefSeq and is a predicted model, not a curated record. NCBI's taxonomy places the organism in Eukaryota, Metazoa, Chordata, Actinopteri, Salmoniformes, Salmonidae. Gene Ontology annotation, molecular function: chemorepellent activity; semaphorin receptor binding. Gene Ontology annotation, biological process: negative chemotaxis; negative regulation of transcription by RNA polymerase II; neural crest cell migration. Gene Ontology annotation, cellular component: plasma membrane.